Messenger RNA from Periconia digitata, 1572 nucleotides. NCBI's taxonomy places the organism in Eukaryota, Fungi, Ascomycota, Dothideomycetes, Pleosporales, Periconiaceae. The record is from the annotation of a GenBank genome assembly.
ACGCUCGUUGGCCGCUGGCUCCCCUCCUCCGAAUCAACACUUUUGCCACCAAUGGAUUCGGACUACGACCAAGAAAGCGACGACGUUUCCGAUGACGAGUAUCUAGGAGCAAAGCCGACAGCUGCGUCAAAAGCAACAGAAGCCGGAGGCAGCAGAGCACAAAAAGCGUCCAAGCCGCACGCGUGGGCAAGGAGGGGCAGCACACCGCCUGAUAAUGAAGAUGAAUACAUCCCAGAGGAGACACAGGGGCUUGAAGAAGAGGCGGUGCCCGAGAAGAGCAUACAGCAUAUGGAAGAAGACAGGAAGCGUAAGCGGUUACGGAAAGACACAAAACCAUUUCAGCGUGGAAUCAUUCGUCACGUUGUCCUAGUACUCGAUCUAUCCGAGGCCAUGUUGGAGAAAGACAUGCGACCUAAUCGAUACGCCGCCAUGAUCAAGUACUCGCAAGAAUAUGUUCGGGAAUUCUUUGAACAGAAUCCCAUAUCGCAGAUGAGCGUUCUUGGGAUGCACGACGGCCUAUGUAUAAGGGUCUCUGAGCUUUCGGGAAACCCGGCAGAGCACAUCACGGCGAUACAAGACCUGCGGACCCCACGGAAUCCCGACGAUAUUCCAAAGGAGCCAAAAGGAUCCCCGAGUUUACAAAACGCGUUGGAGUUAGCGAGAGCAACGUUAUAUCACACUCCAAGUCAUGGAACGAGGGAAGUCAUUGUGGUGUUUGGGUCGUUGUUAUCACUCGAUCCGGGAGACGUGCAUCAAACAAUCAAAGCUUGCGUGCGUGAUCGAGUGCGCGUCAGCAUCAUUGGCAUGAGUGCAAGACUCAAAAUUUGCACAGAGAUUGUGAGCCGAACCAACUCUGGCGAUGAAAGUGAAUACGUAGUCGCCACCGACCAAGAGCUUCUACGUGAGCUACUGCUAGCUACUACAACGCCCCCCGUGGUCCGCGCAACUAAUGCAUCAAGAACAGCACCAGAAUCCGCAGCUGCGCUCAUGAUGAUGGGCUUCCCGUCACGAGUCAUCGAAGACUUGCCAUCAAUGUGCGCCUGCCACGGUGCUCUGACAACGGGAGGCUACACAUGUUCGAGAUGCAGCGCGAAAGUCUGCAGUCUUCCUGUAACAUGCCCAAGCUGCCAACUUACGCUCCUCCUCUCCACCCACCUAGCCCGAAGCUAUCACCAUCUUUUCCCCCUGCGUAACUGGGCAGAAGUCAGCUGGCACCGCGCCCGCGAAGUAAAUAGCAAAGAAUGCAUAUCGUGCCUAUCCCCGUUCCCAGAGCCUCCACCACUACAAGAUGAUGGGCCACUCUUCCCCACCACCGACUCCCAGGCCGGGCCCAACGGGCACGGUGUAUCUGAUAUCAGGACUAGCAAGAACACAGCCCAACCAGAAGAUGAAGACGCCGAGCAAAAAGCAAGUGAAAGCUCUCGAUACGAAUGCAGGGUGUGCGAAAGCCACUUCUGCAUCGAUUGUGACAUGUUUUGUCAUAUGGUACUGCAUAACUGCCCCGGCUGUUUGAGUAAGGUCAAUCCGGUUGAGGUGCAGAACGGGGAUGUGGACAUGGCGGGGGCUAGUUGA